AUGUCUCGAGGAUCCCGGCUGGACUCCCAGUCCAAGCCCUUUGCUUGGACUACCGUCUUUUACCUUCUUUUGGUAUUUAUCGCUCCUCUGGCACUUCUGGGAACUGCCCAUGCCUCCGAGGAGCAAAAUGUUUCUGAGAGCUACGGCACUGUCAUCGGUAUCGAUUUGGGUACAACAUACUCCUGCGUCGGUGUGAUGCAGAAUGGCAAAGUGGAAAUUCUGGUCAACGACCAAGGAAACCGUAUCACCCCAUCAUACGUGGCCUUCACAGACGAGGAGCGCUUGAUCGGUGACGCCGCAAAGAACCAGUAUGCCUCCAACCCGACGAGGACGAUCUUCGAUAUUAAGCGUUUGAUCGGUCGCAAAUUUGACGAUAAGGAUGUUCAGAAGGAUCUGAAGAGUUUCCCCUUUAAGGUUGCCCAGAAAGAUGGCAAGCCCGUGGUCAAAGUCGAUGUCAACCAGACCCCAAAGACCUUCACCCCCGAAGAAGUCUCCGCUAUGGUCUUGACCAAGAUGCGCGAGAUCGCGGAAAGCUACCUCGGCAAGACUGUUACACACGCUGUCGUUACCGUUCCCGCCUACUUCAACGACGCCCAACGCCAGGCUACCAAGGACGCUGGUACUAUCGCUGGCUUGAACAUCCUCCGUGUCGUCAACGAACCUACCGCCGCCGCUAUCGCCUACGGUCUGGACAAAACUGGUGACGAGCGCCAGAUCAUUGUCUACGAUCUUGGUGGUGGUACUUUCGAUGUUUCUCUUCUAUCCAUCGAUGAAGGCGUUUUUGAAGUCUUGGCUACCGCUGGUGACACCCACUUGGGCGGUGAAGAUUUCGAUCACCGUGUCAUGGAUCACUUUGUUAAGCUGUAUAACAAGAAGAACAACGUCGAUAUCACCAAGGAUCUGAAGACCAUGGGUAAAUUGAAGCGCGAGGUUGAGAAGGCUAAGCGUACUCUGUCUUCUCAGAUGUCCACCCGUAUCGAAAUCGAAGCGUUCCAUGAGGGCAAGGACUUCUCUGAGACCCUCACCCGCGCCAAAUUCGAGGAGUUGAACAUGGAUCUUUUCAAGCGCACCCUGAAGCCCGUUGAACAAGUUCUUAAGGAUGCCAAGGUCAAGAAGAGCGACAUUAAUGACAUUGUUCUUGUUGGUGGUUCUACUCGUAUCCCCAAGGUUCAGUCUCUUCUUGAGGAAUUCUUCAACGGCAAGAAGGCUAGCAAGGGUAUUAAUCCAGAUGAGGCCGUCGCUUUCGGUGCUGCCGUCCAGGGAGGAAUUCUCUCCGGAGAGGAAGGUUCUGAGGGCCUUGUUCUUAUGGAUGUCAACCCUCUUACCCUGGGUAUCGAGACCACUGGUGGUGUGAUGACCAAGCUGAUUCCUCGUAACACUGUCAUCCCAACCCACAAGUCUCAAACCUUCUCUACCGCCGCCGAUAAUCAACCUACUGUCCUGAUCCAAGUCUACGAAGGAGAACGCUCUAUGACAAAGGACAACAACCUCCUGGGUAAAUUCGAGCUUACCGGAAUUCCUCCAGCUCCUCGUGGCGUUCCUCAGAUCGAUGUUUCCUUCGAUCUUGAUGCCAACGGCAUUCUCAAGGUCAGCGCCUCUGACAAAGGCACUGGCAAGGCUGAGUCUAUCACCAUCACCAACGACAAGGGCCGACUUACCCCUGAAGAGAUCGACCGCAUGGUCGCCGAGGCUGAGGAAUUUGCCGAGGAAGACAAGGCUGCUCGUGGCAAGAUUGAGGCCCGUAACGCACUCGAGAACUACGCUUUCAGCCUUAAGAACCAGGCCAACGACGAAGACGGCCUUGGUGGCAAGCUUGAUGAGGACGACAAGGAAACUAUUCUGGAAGCUGUCAAGGAAGCCACUGACUGGCUCGAGGAAUACGGCGCCAGUGCUUCGAUGGAAGAUUUUGAAGAGCAACGUGAGAAGUUGUCUAGCGCUGCUUACCCGAUCACCAGCAAGUUGUAUGGCGCCGGCGCUGCUCCUGAUGAGGAUGACGAGCCCAGCGGCCACGAUGAGCUGUAG
Molecule: messenger RNA, 2022 nt
Organism: Talaromyces proteolyticus
Lineage: Eukaryota; Fungi; Ascomycota; Eurotiomycetes; Eurotiales; Trichocomaceae
Product: putative Hsp70 chaperone BiP/Kar2
Exons: 4
Coding region: 1-2022 (673 amino acids)
Biological process (GO): endoplasmic reticulum unfolded protein response; protein refolding; cellular response to unfolded protein
Cellular component (GO): nucleus; endoplasmic reticulum chaperone complex; cytoplasm
Molecular function (GO): ATP-dependent protein folding chaperone; misfolded protein binding; ATP binding
Source: RefSeq, a predicted model, not a curated record